Molecule: messenger RNA, 1659 nt
Organism: Schizophyllum commune H4-8
Lineage: Eukaryota; Fungi; Basidiomycota; Agaricomycetes; Agaricales; Schizophyllaceae
Exons: 2
Coding region: 71-1063 (330 amino acids)
Source: RefSeq, a predicted model, not a curated record
UUCGUCGCCCUCGCCGCCCCGCCCCGUCGUCUGCUCGAGCUCCUCGUCUCCUCCCGCCAUGUCGUGUGCAAUGGAUAUGGACUGGUGUCUCGCCUGCAACCGCCAUCUCGAGGAGGACGCCGAGUUCGGCCAGUACUGCUCCUUCGAGUGCCAGGCUGCAGCCUGCCCCGCAUUCUACAACUCCCCACCAGUCAUCGUCGACGCAUCCCCCGACGCAAGCACCUCCGGAGACGAAGACGACGAGGACAUGAUCUUCCACUACAUCGAGUCCCGCGCCCCCCGUCCGCCAGCACUCUUCACUCGCGAAGGACUCCGCGACGAGGACUGGAUCAACCACUGGGCUGCAACCGUUGACCCGGGCGAGCCGGAAGCUCCCCCCGCCGCGCCCUACACUCCCCCACCAGCAUCCCUCCCCUCGUCCUCCGCCUCGUCUUCGCGCUCUUCUUUGGCCGCGCCUUCCCCCACCGCCCCGCACGUGCUCUGCCAGCCGUACCAGCGGCCGAUCCCACCAACUCUGUGCAUGUCGAACUACAACAGCACACGCUCCGACCCAUCUCUGCUCGACAUGAGCAGCAGCGCACACAUCGCCGCGAUUUCGAUCAGCAGCCGUGCGUGCGAGCCCUCAGCCAGCAUCGGCCGGCCCUCCUUCACGGACUCCUCACUCGCGACGCCCGGCUCGUCGCCAGUACCAGUGCCGGUCGCACCUGCGCCGCACAAGACUUCCGUCCUCGCAGCGGUCGCUUCCCACGUCCGCUCAUGGAUUGGCGAGGCGGGCCCGCUACGAAGGAGCCAGUCACGAGAAGUAUCCGCACUGCGAGAUGCCCCCGUGUUUCCUGUUGGCGCAACCGUCGCCCCGACCGUGAAGACCUCGCGAACUGCGAGCCUCACACCACCAUUCGACGAUGAGAACACCGCACCGUGGUGGCCACGCAAGGACGGUAGCUGGGGUAAGCGUCCGCUGGUCGACCCAACACGAGGCCUCCACGCGACCAUCCAGCUCCCGCUCCGUCCUCAGGAUCCGUUCAACGCCCGCGGGCGUCGACAGACCCGCGUGGUCGCAUAGGGUUCCUGGCCGUCGUGUGUGUCUCGCUGUCCCCAUCUCUCCUCCACCUAGACGUCUGUUUUCCUCUUGCAUAUCACCAAAAGGACUCCCCCGGACUUCCUUAUCCAUCACUGACGGACGGGGCCUCCGAACUCGGGACCCCGCCCGAUGACCACCCCUCAUGCCAUGCCCCAUUCCCCUUCCAUCGCGCGUCGCAGGACGUGUAUACAUAUAUGCUGCCUUGCCACCGAACCCGAUUACCCACCCUCCCUUCAUCUUCUCUUAUCGCAGCCCACCUUCGCUGUUGUCCACUACCCUUGCGGCAUACCACCGCCGUCCGCCGCCGGCGCUGUUGCAAAACCUCGUCUUCUCGCAUUACGGAACCCUCUUUCCCGCACCUCACGACCUCAUAUUAUAUCGCAAUCCCCUGCAUAGACGCACCGUGUACUCUACCUGCUUUUUCGCGUUGUUCUGACCGAUUGUUUACUCAGUCCGGAUGGGCUGACCUUAGAAAGUCGGCCCUCCGGGCUCGACGACUACGUACCUACCUACCUGACUACCUAUGUCUGUACUAUCAUGCGUAAAUGAGAGAGCGCACUGCUAGAUUUUCUCUCAUA